This is a messenger RNA of Miscanthus lutarioriparius, 702 nucleotides long. Lineage: Eukaryota; Viridiplantae; Streptophyta; Magnoliopsida; Poales; Poaceae. The record is from the annotation of a GenBank genome assembly.
AUGGAGCUUGAAGCUGAUUUUGCUGAUGAAGAUGUCAGUUCAAAUAAUGGAUUACAGGAUCUGUGGUCACUUGAUGAGAUAGAUCCAAAGAGAGCAAGGUUCCCGUGCUGCAUUGUCUGGACGCCUCUUCCUGUAGUUUCAUGGCUUGCUCCUUACAUAGGGCAUGUUGGAAUCUGUCAGGAGGAUGGGGCUAUCUUGGAUUUUGCUGGUUCAAAUUUGGUGAGCGUGGAUAAUUUUGCUUAUGGUUCAGUUGCCAGACACCUCCAGCUUGACAGAAAGAAGUGCUGCCUUCCUGUUAAUCUUGCAGCACAUGUAUGCAAGCAGUCCUACAAUCAUUCAGAAGUUGGAGCAGCGAUAUCAUGGGAUGAUGCUCUGCAAUCGGGCAUGAGACGCUUCCAGCACAAGUACUACAAUCUGUUCACCUGCAAUUGCCACUCCUUUGUGGCAAACUGCCUGAACCGGCUUGCCUACAAUGGCUCUGUGGAGUGGAAUGUUUUGAAUGUGGCUGCCCUUGUUUGGUUUCAUGGCCAAUGGGUGGACAAAAUGUCUUUCGUUCGGUCUUUCUUACCUUUCCUAACUGUGACAUGCAUCGGUAUUUUAAUGGCUGGCUGGUCUUUCCUAGUAGGGAUGGCAGCAUUCUCUGUUCUUUUGAUUGGGUGGUUUGUUUUUACAGUAUACUGCGUUAAGGGUUUGAUAUGUUGA